Molecule: messenger RNA, 1818 nt
Organism: Melanaphis sacchari
Lineage: Eukaryota; Metazoa; Arthropoda; Insecta; Hemiptera; Aphididae
Product: elongation factor Tu, mitochondrial-like
Exons: 8
Coding region: 174-1622 (482 amino acids)
Biological process (GO): mitochondrial translational elongation
Cellular component (GO): mitochondrion
Molecular function (GO): GTP binding; GTPase activity; translation elongation factor activity
Source: RefSeq, a predicted model, not a curated record
UCAUUCGCCGACACCGACAUUUGAUAAUAUAAAAAAUAUUCUGAACUACAAUCCUCAACCACACGCGUUUUUAGGGUUUGACAAAACUUAACGAUUUUACAAUAUUCCAUUAGCGUAACUAUACGCAGACACAUUCAGUCCAAUUGGCUAUUCAUCACUAAACGUGUGAAACCAUGGCCACAAUGUUGAAGACCAGUAAAUUAAUUUGUUACACUUUGCCCAAGAACAAAUCGCCAGCACAUCUGAACCGAUACUUUCAGACAUUACACAAAUACAAUGUUCCCCUGCAGAGAUGCUUAAACGACGUCUUAAAAAGACAGAAUGCCGUCGGUCCGGUUGUGGGUUGUGCUCGAAUGUAUGCGGCACCUUCUGAAAAGAAAGUUUUCCAAAGAGUCAAACCUCAUUGCAACAUAGGCACCAUUGGACAUGUAGAUCACGGCAAAACCACACUCACAGCCGCCAUCACCAAAAUUUUGUCAUCAAAAAAAAUGGCUAAGAUGAAACAAUAUGCUGACAUUGAUAAUGCGCCUGAAGAAAAAGCCCGUGGAAUCACCAUUAAUGUUGCUCAUGUUGAGUACGAAACUGAAGCUAGACAUUAUAGCCACACUGAUUGUCCAGGACAUGCUGAUUACAUUAAGAACAUGAUCACUGGAACUAAUCAAAUGGAUGGAGCUAUUUUAGUAGUAGCUGCAACUGAUGGUGCUAUGCCACAAACCAGAGAACAUUUAUUAUUAGCUAAACAAAUAGGAAUCGGUCAUAUUAUUGUAUUCAUUAAUAAAGUAGAUGCGGCUGAUUCAGAAAUGGUUGAAUUAGUUGAAAUGGAAAUUAGAGAACUACUGACUGAAAUGGGUUUUGAUGGGGAUAAUUUACCAAUUAUUAAAGGUUCAGCACUAUGUGCCCUUGAAGGAAAAGAACCUGAAAUUGGAGCAAAAGCUAUUGAAACUCUACUGAAUGAAGUAGAUAAAUAUGUUCCACAACCAAUUCGAGAUUUAGAUAAACCUUUCAUGUUGCCAGUAGAACAUGUUUACUCUAUUCCAGGACGUGGUACAGUAGUAACUGGCAGAUUGGAACGUGGUGUAAUUAAAAAAGGAAAUGAAUGUGAAUUUGUUGGUUAUAACAAAGUUUUAAAAUCUACAAUUACUGGAAUUGAAAUGUUUCACAAAAUCCUUGAAGAGGCUCAAGCAGGAGAUCAGCUAGGAGCCUUAAUUAAAGGUACAAAACGUGAUGAUUUGAGACGUGGAAUGGUGUUGGCUAAACCAGGAACUGUCAAAAUGCAAGACUUUGUAUCCACUCAGGUGUAUGUGUUAAAUAAAGAAGAAGGUGGAAACGGUAAACCACUUGUACCUUUCCAACAAAUGCAGAUGUAUUCAAAGACUUGGGAUUGUGCUUGCCAAUUAAACAUUGUUGGCAAAGAUAUGGUUAUGCCUGGUGAAGAUUGCUCUGUUGAAUUGAAGAUGAUUAGACCCAUGGUUCUAGAAAAGGGACAACGAUUCACAUUACGUGUGGCUGGUGCUACAGUUGGAACUGGAGUAAUUACUGAAAUUAAAAGAAGAUUAUUAGAUGAUGAAAGGCGAGGAUUAUUGGAAGGUAAGAAAGCCCGAGAAAAGAAAAAUGCUGCAUAAGUCAUUAGUAUUCUUCAACGACAUUGCAACUCCAGUAUGUACAUAAAGUUGUCAUUUUGUCUAUCUCUGUUCUCACAAAGUGCAUUAUUGAUAAUAUUGUAGUUUUAAUAUAUUUAAAUGUAAGCUCUAACAUACGUUUAACAGUUAUACUGUAUUUGAACGUAUUUGAAAAAUAAAAACAAUUUUAUUACAACAA